GAAUGGAGCUGUGCAGAAGCAGGAAAUGUCAUGAGGAGAUAUUCUGUACCAGAUUGGCCGUUGCUCGCCACUUGCCUAAUCAGUGAAGCUAGUCUCAUGAAAUCUUCAAGAUGGAGUAGAUAUAUCUCAGCCUUGCCUCGGCAACCUUACUCACUUUUAUAUUGGACUCGCUCAGAAUUAGACCAGUAUCUAGCAGCUUCACAGAUCAGAGAAAGAGCAAUUGAAAGGAUUACUGAUGUAACUGGAACGUACAAUGAUUUGAAGAUAAAAAUAUUCUCCAAGUACCCUGAGUUGUUUCCUGAAGAGGUAUUUAACAUGGAGACUUUCAGAUGGUCCUUUGGCAUUCUCUUCUCUCGUUUGGUCCGUCUGCCAUCGAUGGAUGGAAAAGUGGCAUUAGUUCCUUGGGCAGAUAUGCUAAACCAUAGCUCUGAGGUGGAGACAUUUUUGGACUUUGACAAGUCAUCAAUGGGGGUAGUUUUUACAACUGACAGGUCUUAUCAACCAGGUGAGCAGGUGUUUAUCUCUUAUGGAAAGAAAUCAAAUGGAGAACUAUUGCUUUCAUAUGGUUUUGUUCCGAAGGAGGGUACGAAUCCCAACGAUUCGGUUGAGUUGUCUAUGUCUCUUGAUAAAUCUGACAAAUGCUAUAAAGAGAAGUUAGAAGCCUUGCAAAAGCAUGGUUUGUCAUCGCCUCAAAGGUUUCCUUUGCAGAUCACUGGCUGGCCAUUGGAAAUGAUGGCAUAUGCCUACCUUGUUGUCAGCCCACCAGAUAUGAGUCAAAAAUUUGAUGAGUUGGCUGCUGCUGCUUCCAGAAAAAGGAAGUCAGGAAAAAUGUAUCCAGAAUUAGAAGAGCAAACAUUACAAUUCAUCUUGGACUGUUGCGAGUCAAGCAUAUCAAAGUACACUAAAUUAUUGCAGGGUGGUAGCCCUCUCGAUCCAAUUACUACUAGCGCAAAACAAACCAAUCGGAAAUUACUUUUGAAGCAGCUAGCGGCAGACUUGUGCACCAGUGAGCGGAGAAUCUUAUUCCGUACUCAAUAUAUAUUGCGACGAAGGCUGAGGGACAUGAGAAAAGGUGAAUUAAGAGCCCUAACUAUACUAAAUGGAUUUAGGAAAUUGUUCAAAUAGCCAACAGCUACCACGGUGCAUUAUCAUGCAAAUGUAUCUCAUUUUUUCAUCUUGAAGAUGAGCUUAAUAUGUACCAUCAUUGUGAUGUAUUACCUUUUCUUAAGUGAACAUUUUGUGUACUGUUA
Messenger RNA from Asparagus officinalis (garden asparagus), 1250 nucleotides. Its product is annotated as ribulose-1,5 bisphosphate carboxylase/oxygenase large subunit N-methyltransferase, chloroplastic-like. Lineage: Eukaryota; Viridiplantae; Streptophyta; Magnoliopsida; Asparagales; Asparagaceae. Bases 31 to 1125 code for a protein of 364 amino acids. Gene Ontology annotation, biological process: peptidyl-lysine monomethylation. The transcript has 11 exons. Gene Ontology annotation, molecular function: protein binding; protein-lysine N-methyltransferase activity. The record is from RefSeq and is a predicted model, not a curated record.